Messenger RNA from Parathielavia appendiculata, 320 nucleotides. RefSeq lists its product as uncharacterized. The coding region runs from base 157 to 318 and encodes 53 amino acids. The transcript has a single exon. The record is from RefSeq and is a predicted model, not a curated record. NCBI's taxonomy places the organism in Eukaryota, Fungi, Ascomycota, Sordariomycetes, Sordariales, Chaetomiaceae.
CUGUUUCCUGUUCUCCAUUCAUUACCUAUUAUUACAUUCAGAGUCCAUGGACUUGGUGUAACUUCUGGUGUAACUUGAUGUCGACAAAUUGGUGCUGUCAGUGAGCUGUCCCUUCCCAGACAUUCCAACAGUUGGCGUGUUUCGAUUGUAUCGCGCAUGGUUUCCUCAAGCAACUUCCAGGUUACGCCUAGCCAACAGACUCUCGUCAUGUUCCCUUACUCGGCACUUUUGUGCUCUGGCUUGUUUGUUCACAGAAAUGCUGAGCGUCGUGCGAUGGCUGUCACAAGAAGCUUCCGAGGUGAACAGCUGGAUCUCUAGAG